Molecule: messenger RNA, 1029 nt
Organism: Penicillium riverlandense
Lineage: Eukaryota; Fungi; Ascomycota; Eurotiomycetes; Eurotiales; Aspergillaceae
Exons: 5
Source: RefSeq, a predicted model, not a curated record
AUGGCUUCUGGACCGCCUGCGGGCAUGGAUCUCUCCGAGAGCCUCGGCCCUCAAAUUAUAGGCGCUGAUAUGGCGCUACUCGCCCUGGCGACGAUUGCCGUUAUUGUGCGGUAUAUCUCCAGAUCCAUGUCGAAAGCGAAAUUUUGGUGGGAUGACUGGGUCCUGGCGGUGGCAUUGGUUUUUGCGAUUGGCAAUGGGAUCAUGAGUGUAAUUGCUGUCAAAAACGGUGUCGGCAAACAUGUCUGGGCGCCCGGUGUGAACAUUGCCACUGUCACCAAGCUCCUCUGGCUCUACGAGUUUUUCUAUGGCAGCGUCGUCCCAGCCGUCAAAAUGUCGGUUAUCCUUCUCUACCAUCGCAUCUUCCCCGUCACCUGGUUCCGGCGGGUGCUCUAUGGACUAUCGUUCCUAGUGCUUGGCUGGUGGAUCGGGAUUGUCGUCACCGCGGGGUUUCAGUGCCAGCCUUACGACUAUUUCUGGAAGCAAUAUACAGACCCCACUGCCGAGGGGAGUUGCGUCGACAUCUACGCCUUCUUCAUUUCUAAUGCGGCGCUGAGUGUGCUCACGGACUUCCUUAUCUUGAUCUGUCCCAUAUCAAUGGUGCUGCGGCUUCAAAUGCCCAUGAAUCGAAAACUGACUGUGCUUGGAAUCUUUCUUUUGGCUGGCUUUGCUUGCGUGGCGGGUGUGAUCCGAAUCUACUUCCUGACCCAGAUGUACGCAAAUGACGACCUAACCUGGAACCAAUCCAACAGCUUCAUCUGGUCCAGUGUCGAACCCUGCAUCGGGAUUACAUGUGCCUGUCUCCCCACACUACGGCCCCUGGUACGCCGAAUAUUCCCGAACUGGCUUGAAAGCGACAGGCAGGGGGGUUCCACGGGCCAAUCUUACAAAAGCAGCACGUCCUAUCAUUAUUCUGACAGGGCCUUCCGGCCCCCAGAUGAGGAUGAGAUUGUUCUUACGAACACGUUCGGGAAGGGUUCUCAUAUGGCCCCAAGCGACCACACUACGAUCUCGGUUGAACGAGAUGUCGGG